CAGGACAAUAGCUGUGCGAUUUCCUCCGAAAAAGUGCAGUUUCCUCUGGAGGACCUGACUCAGCAUCUGUCCCCUGCCUGCUUUGGAAAGGGCUGCUGCCUGGCUGCUGGGAUUACACCUGGGCAUAAACGCUUCUGGUGGGCAUCAUGCCCCGGGUAUGAGACAGCCAGCCUGGCUCAGCAGCCACGGUCUCAGCCGCGUUCAUUGUCCCAGGAGAUGCUGUUAUAGCCCAACGAUGAGAGAUGCCAUCCCUGUGCUGGGCAGCUCUGCUUGCCCUAGGUCUGGUGAACAUGAGUUCAUCCUCCGUGUAUCCCUGCAGCCUUUUCAUAUGGCAUCUUCCAGGACCUCUGAUCCCUCAGAUCCCCCAUCUCCAGUUUCGUGGACUCCUGUAUAGCAGCUUCUCACUAGAGGACCGAGGUUGACUUGAAUGACUAUUCUGUUGCCUUUGUUGCUGGAUUGUAAGUUCUUUGCGGCCAGGGACUGUGCUUUCUGCUCACUGCUCUGCGCCCAGUGAUGAGCCUGGCCCUGCAUGUUCCAGGAACUCAGUAAAUACUGAAGGCAUAUUUGCCUCACAUGUGAGUGAGCAGAUGCUGUGGAGUGGAUUGGGAGAGUGCAGAAGUGGGAGCAGUCGAGUCAGCACGCCUGGAGAAAGCAGAGUGCUGGGAUACGUGCUGGUCAGUGAGAAGGUCGGAGGGGCUGAAGGGACCAAGCUUGACGAUGACUUCAAAGAGAUGGAGAAGAAGGUCGAUGUUACCAGCAAGGCUGUGGUGGAAGUGCUGGCCAGAACCAUCGAAUACCUGCAGCCCAACCCAGCCUCGAGGGCCAAGCUGACGAUGCUCAACACAGUGUCCAAGAUCCGCGGGCAGGUGAAGAACCCCGGCUACCCGCAGUCGGAGGGCCUGCUGGGCGAGUGCAUGAUUCGCCAUGGGAAGGAGCUGGGUGGCGAGUCCAACUUCGGCGACGCCCUGCUGGAUGCAGGGGAGUCCAUGAAGUGCCUGGCCGAGGUGAAGGACGCCCUGGAUAUAGAGGUCAAGCAGAACUUCAUCGAUCCCCUCCAGAACCUGUGCGACAAAGACCUGAAGGAGAUCCAGCACCACCUGAAGAAGCUGGAGGGCCGCCGCCUGGACUUUGACUACAAGAAGAAGAGGCAGGGCAAGAUCCCUGACGAGGAGCUGCGCCAGGCCCUGGAGAAGUUUGAAGAGUCCAAGGAGGUGGCUGAGACCAGCAUGCACAACCUCCUGGAGACUGACAUUGAGCAGGUUAGCCAGCUCUCUGCCCUGGUGGACGCCCAGCUGGAAUACCACCGGCAGGCCGUGCAGAUCCUGGACGAGCUGGCCAACAAGCUCAAGCGAAGGAUGCGGGAAGCCUCUUCGCGCCCCAAGCGCGAAUACAAGCCCAAGCCCCGGGAGACCUUCGACCUUGGGGAGCCUGAGCAGUCUAAUGGGGGCUUCCCCUGUGCGCCAGCCCCCAAGAUCACAGCUUCGUCAUCUUUCCGGUCUUCUGACAAGCCUGUCCGGACCCCCAGCAGGAGCGUGCCGCCCCUGGACCAGCCGAGCUGCAAGGCACUGUAUGACUUUGAGCCCGAGAAUGAUGGGGAGCUGGGCUUCCAUGAGGGUGACAUCAUCACGCUGACCAACCAGAUUGAUGAGAACUGGUACGAGGGCAUGCUCCAUGGCCAGUCGGGCUUCUUCCCCCUCAGCUAUGUGGAAGUGCUGGUGCCCCUGCCUCAGUGACAGCGUCGGCCUGUCUGCCCCUCUGUCCAGAUCACCUGUAUUCCACUUGGCCCAAAGUUCAAGGGCAGUGCCCCUCCUAGGGCCUUCCGAGGUACUCCCAGGGCACCAGGGACUUGGGGCAGCAGUCCAGCGGGGGGCCGGGGCCCUGUUUACACUAGUGCUCACCCACAGCGGCGGUGGGGCCUCCCCUCUCUACUCCAUGCAGCUGUGUGGGGCUCCGCUGCCCUGAGGGGGCUAACACUAAGGUGCUCUUAGAAACACUAACUUCCUCCCGCUGCCUCCAGGACUGGUAACUCUGGGUGGUCCCCCCUGCCCCACUCACAACAACGACACACACAUACCCUCUGUCCUGUCCACAAUGGGGCUUGGCCCACCCUGACUUGGCCUUACUGGGAGCAGAUUGAAAGUCUGUGUGAUGGGGUGGUCCAAGCAGGACCCCUGGCUGAGUGAGGCUCACCACCCUGCUUUUAAAUUCCUGUAAGAUACUCCCUUCUCAGGCCCCUACACACCCACAGAUGCCACCUCCCUAAGAGGGCUUUGCCAUUAAGGACAGGCUGGCCUUUCCUCAGCUGCAGGGUGCUGAGCCCCACAUACCUGCCCACCACCCCACCCCCCACCUGCGAGGUGCCCCACCCCCAACCAAGCACAUGAACGUUUCUCUCUGGCACAACUUGCUUCCACCAGCUACGCGCACACACACUCAACUCGACACACAUGGGACCAUGGGAGCCCUCAGCUUCCUCUCUCCUGAAGGUCAAGCACAAAGGCUUUGAUGAGUGAAUGUUCCCAGACCCCUAGCUGCUGGGGCUGUACUGGGGGUCUCACAGGCCCUCCCACAUCCCAAGCUGGCUGCCGUCCCCCUCUUGACAGUGUCCCCAGCUGUCUCUUCCAGACCAAGGUAGGCAGCUGUGCAGAUGAGCACGCAUCCGCUUCCCCUCUUGCCUAAUCUGAAAUUGGCUUAAUGGAGGGACCUCUGGCCUGGUUCACAUUCCCUUACUUCAGUGACCCUGCUCAGCCCCCAGACACAAGGCUCUGCUCGCCCCCAAGGCCCCCUCACCAUCGUGAGUGGGAGAGACCCAGGCAUCCGGACCAAGACAAGCAGUACAGCCUUGGUCACUGUCUAGGGCAGGUGGAAAUGUAAUCUUGACUUUAAAAAAAAAAAGUAUUAAACGUUUCUUUCUACAGUCUCUUGCCUGGUUGUGGUGCAGAGA
Pteronotus mesoamericanus is the source of this 2944-nucleotide messenger RNA. It is a transcript of the gene SH3GL1, whose product is annotated as SH3 domain containing GRB2 like 1, endophilin A2. Lineage: Eukaryota; Metazoa; Chordata; Mammalia; Chiroptera; Mormoopidae. Gene Ontology annotation, biological process: synaptic vesicle uncoating. Gene Ontology annotation, cellular component: presynapse; cytoplasm; glutamatergic synapse. The record is from RefSeq and is a predicted model, not a curated record. The coding region runs from base 588 to 1733 and encodes 381 amino acids. The transcript is spliced from 10 exons. Gene Ontology annotation, molecular function: protein binding.